UAGCGAGCGAGCGAAGUCGGUCACGGCGGUCACGGGUGUGUGGAUCACUUGGCGGCGAAUCUACUGUUCUUGUGGCGCAUUUGGGAGCUCCCGUGCUCUUGGCGUUCGCGUGGUAGGCAUUUUGCAAAGCAUUGGCUUACAGAUAGGGCCAGGGCGAAGAUCUCUGUGGAUUUCCUGAUCGGUGCGAUGGAGUGCUUGUGCUGCGAUACUCGGCCGAUGCAACAGCUUCCUGUCCGAGCGCCAAGAUCGAGGGCAUUUCUUGGUCCAGAGCUAAAAUCCAAGCUUCCAAGGCUGCGGAGGAGAAAUUUUCACGUAGAAGGUCGAGAGGUAUGUCUAGAUAGCCAGCAACAACAGGGGAUGAGGAAUUUUCACGUAGAGCGUCGAGACGUCGGUGAAGGAAGUCGCGAGGAAUUGUGGAUGAUGGAUUGGAAGCCGGGAGUGGUGACAGCCGCAGUGGUUUUCUCGCUCUCCUUGCCUAGUUCGUCUCCCUCGGCGCUGGAGAUCGACCGGGUGUCUCCAGCCAAGCAAGCAGAGGUAGCACGGGAUUUAGUGUUGGAUGGAGCGAGGAAUUUGGAUCGUUCUUUGGAGGUAUCAGUAGCGCUCAAUGCUCCGGAAGUCUCGAUCGUCCCAGUGACGAACAAGGUUGUACAAGCAGUGGCGAGGCCCAAGGCGGUGCCGGUCAUAAACCCGGUGGUGGUGUCAUCCAGCUCCAGGCUUCUUGCGAGGAUAUUGCAGCACUUUGGUGGCGGCGGUGUUGCCGGGGCGAUUGGAGCGGCCUUGGUGUAUCCGCUCGACACGAUAAAAACUCGCAUGCAAGCACAGAACAAUGACGAAGAAUGUAAAUACAAGAACGAGAUAGAUUGCUUUAGAAAACUCGUAGCUGACGAGGGAAUGGGGUCACUGUACAGCGGAUUGCUGCCCCAGCUCGUUGGAAUAGCUCCGGAGAAGGCUGUAAAGCUGACAGUAAACGAGCUCCUGCUAGAGCUGCUGGAGCACGUAAUGCCUGGCACUGGACUGUGGUUUCUCGAGCUCAUUGCCGGGAGCGGUGGAGGCUUCUCUCAGGUGGUCUUCACAAACCCGAUGGAGAUCGUCAAAGUCCGGCUCCAAACCCAGACAACGUCCAACAAGCGUGGUUUCUGCGAAGUAAUCAAGGAGCUGGGCUUCCGGGGGCUGUACCACGGCGCAGGGGUGACGCUGGCCAGAGACAUCCCAAGCUCGGGCAUUUUCUUCGCGUGCUACGCUAUCCUCUGCCAGCUCUACCCGGACCAAGGAUUUGCCGACGGAUUCCUAGCAGCCAUUCCUGCGACAGUUCUCUCCACUCCAAUGGACGUCGUCAAGACGAGGCUACAAGUAAGUCCACAAACUUCGCCAUACCCGAUCUUCCCGCUAACAAAAUGUUCUUCUUAUAGAUGGAACUUCCCGACGGCCAGAUCCCGCACGAGAACGCGCUGGCUUGCCUCAAGAGCGUAUGGGUGGCAGAGGGUCCAAGAGCGCUGUUCAAAGGGAGCCUCGCGCGUGUGCUGCGAACGAGUCCACAGUUCGGCGUCACGCUGGUGGUGUAUAACUUCAUCUGCGGCAGCGGAUCUUAGGCAGCAGAGGAAAAGAUAAGUACGCGCACAAACAAUCAAGCGAGUGAGGAGGAGGAGAAGCAAAGUCAAAGCCAGGAAGGAGAGACUUUACUCCCACCUAAAAAACUUUCGGCUGUAAAUACGAGGCAGGCAGGCACAGGCCCAGGCAGAGAAGAGAAGAAAUCAAGGCAGAGGGAACCAGCGGUUACAUUAGAGCAGGCAAAGAAAAUCUCGCGGGUCUUUGAUAACUUCAAGGCAAGGCAACAGCGAUGGAUUGGGGGGAAAGAAGCAGAAGGUUCCUUCCUCGCUCUUCGCCCGAUCAGAUCAGAUUGAUUGAAUAGAAAUCAUCGUUACCGACGCU
Molecule: messenger RNA, 1929 nt
Organism: Selaginella moellendorffii
Lineage: Eukaryota; Viridiplantae; Streptophyta; Lycopodiopsida; Selaginellales; Selaginellaceae
Product: calcium-binding mitochondrial carrier protein
Exons: 3
Coding region: 187-1608 (473 amino acids)
Biological process (GO): transmembrane transport
Molecular function (GO): transmembrane transporter activity
Source: RefSeq, a predicted model, not a curated record